This is a messenger RNA of Oncorhynchus gorbuscha (pink salmon), 1331 nucleotides long. Its product is annotated as ras-related protein Rab-27B-like. Gene Ontology annotation, molecular function: GTPase activity; GTP binding. Gene Ontology annotation, biological process: positive regulation of exocytosis; melanosome transport. NCBI's taxonomy places the organism in Eukaryota, Metazoa, Chordata, Actinopteri, Salmoniformes, Salmonidae. The record is from RefSeq and is a predicted model, not a curated record. Bases 209 to 862 code for a protein of 217 amino acids. Gene Ontology annotation, cellular component: melanosome; secretory granule. The transcript is spliced from 8 exons.
UACAGGGCUGAGGGGUUGGAAGAUAAGGAGAUACUGCUGCUACUGGGGUUAAGGACGGGCUUAAGUGAAGGACACAGAGAGAAAAAAAAAGAAGUAAAGGUUUAAUGACUGCUUGUGGCUCAUCUCUCUGAGAAGAGGAGACCGACGUUUAACCACCGAUACAAAUGUCACCUUAUUCCCUACAUAGCGGUUCAGCGCGGUCAGCACGAUGACUGAUGGGGACUAUGAUUACCUGAUCAAGCUCCUGGCUCUGGGGGACUCUGGUGUAGGGAAGACAACGUUUCUAUACAGGUACACAGACAACAAGUUCAACCCCAAGUUCAUCACCACGGUGGGAAUAGACUUCAGGGAAAAGAGAGUGGUGUACACAGCGUCGGGCCCCAAUGGAACCACAGGGAAGACUUUUAAAGUUCACCUCCAGCUCUGGGAUACGGCUGGACAGGAGAGGUUCCGGAGUCUAACCACAGCCUUCUUCAGAGAUGCCAUGGGCUUCCUGCUCAUGUUUGACCUCACCAGCCAACAGAGCUUUCUCAACGUCCGCAACUGGAUGAGCCAGCUGCAGGCCAAUGCGUACUGUGAGAACCCAGACAUUGUGUUGGUGGGCAACAAGGCAGACCUGGCGGACCAGAGAGAGGUGCAGGAGAAGCACGCUAAGGAACUAGCCGACAAGUACGGGAUCCCGUACUUUGAGACGUCGGCAGCGACGGGGUCUGAGGUGGACAAGGCAGUCAUCACUCUGCUAGACCUGGUCAUGAAGAGGAUGGAGCAGUGUGUCGACAAGCCCACCGCCGAUCCCGCCAACGGGGGAGGAGCCACCAAGCUGGAGGACGCAGCGCCUGAUCAGAAGAAGUGUGCAUGCUAAAACCUAGCCUCUUCCACGUCCCCUUCUCCCUACUCUGGUUGGUCCUCUAGUGCGCCCUCUGGUGGCCAGACGCAGAAGGGCAGCAGCGUGGCCACAGCAUGAUGUGUGAGGGGGCAGCUCAGUCAGCCACACUGCAAUGGGGGUUGUGGUUCUGGCCUUGCAUGGCCUGUGUGUACUGUGCUGGGCCUGGCUAUGUGUCUCUCCUGCCUGUCCUGUGUUGUGUUGUAUUGUGUCCCAAUUGUCACCCUGUUCCCUUACAUAGGGCAUUACGUUUGACCAGAGCCUAUAAGGUGUACAUUGCCUUGGACAUAAUGGACAAGACAGCGGGACGAGCCGAGUUCAUUAUCUCCUAGGUAACGGAGGCGUUUAUCCCGCUUAUACCACAUUUGCCAAAGAAAAGCACACAUUUUCUGGUGGAAAUGUUUUCAUAGAUAUUUUUUUGAAUUGAUUAAAAGUCAAAUUAAUACUU